AUGCAGUGGCCAUCCAUUCUUCUGUUGACAGCCUCCAUAGCUAUUACACCAUUUGCAGCACCUCUCGAUGGCCCCACCUCAGAUCUCUAUGAGAACACAACGGUGGCAGCCGACGCGGAAGUCAACGUGGCUUCCACCAAGUACGUUUGGUCUGGUCUCGGCGACUCAUGGGCGAGCGGCGUCUCAUACGGUUUCUUCGGAACCACCGACUACGACGGAAACAUGGACCACUGCCUCCGAAUAAAUCAUGCGUACGCCGCACAGAUGAGCCACGAUAACUCCUGGAUCCCCGAAGGCCGCGAGCAAGAGUUCCACUUCCAGUCCUGCUCAGGCACUCGCUGGCGACAGAUCGACGCCCAAGCCGCAUCUGGGCCAUAUCCAGCUGAACGACGUCCCUGA
This is a messenger RNA of Alternaria arbusti, 399 nucleotides long. RefSeq lists its product as uncharacterized. Bases 1 to 399 code for a protein of 132 amino acids. The record is from RefSeq and is a predicted model, not a curated record. Lineage: Eukaryota; Fungi; Ascomycota; Dothideomycetes; Pleosporales; Pleosporaceae. The transcript has 2 exons.